Molecule: messenger RNA, 3147 nt
Organism: Penicillium oxalicum
Lineage: Eukaryota; Fungi; Ascomycota; Eurotiomycetes; Eurotiales; Aspergillaceae
Exons: 2
Coding region: 1-3147 (1048 amino acids)
Source: RefSeq, a predicted model, not a curated record
AUGGAUCUCUUCCGUCGCUAUCAAAGUUCUUAUCCCUCUCGACCAUCACCACUCGGGGGCUCCCAGGAGCCGCGUGAUGAUCGCGUUCGACAACCCGUUGGUCUCUCAGCCACUUCCGAUCUACCUCGUCGCGCAGAGAAUGAGACGGUGCGACCAACCGGUCGUUCCGAUUAUGCCAGCUCAGCAUCGCAUCUAUAUUCCACGAGCGUGUCGCGGGAGACGCAAGGGGUCCGGGGAGAGAAUGCUGGGUCGGCGACCUCUCCACCACGGAAUCAGCAUGCACAUCAGCAGCACCAGCGCGACAAUAGCUUUGAGACACCGGCAAAUCUACACAAACACCGUCGAAUCCCUUCACAACCGCGAGGGGUAUCUAUGAGAGAAGGAUCGCAAGAUUCAUCAGUCCCCUUGGCUUUUGGUAGCCGCCAGAUGCCUCCUCCCUCUCCUCCACAUUCGUAUGGACCCCGAUCGCAAUCCGCCAAUGCAGGCGCUUCAUCCCUACUUUCCCGCGAACCGCCCGCCGUCCCAUCUCACCGCCCCGGUAGUAGCAUGUCCAUCUCCGCCAUGCUAGGAUCGGACUCGGAGCGUCCAGCACGCGAAACUGGCCCGUCUCUCUUUUCCCGUCCAGUUGGCGCGUCGAUAUUUGGCAACCCUCCCCCGUCCAACGCCACCGCUAUGUCACCACCCACAGGUCCUUCCCGACCUUCACCACUGGACCAACCAGCUUAUCGUCGAUCACACACGCCGGACAAGUCCUUUUCACGGCCAUCCAUGGGCCGGCCAUACCGGUCUGGAUCCGGCGGCGGAUCGAGCAUUGUUGGGGGCGUGGAGCAGGCACAGUUUGGGGGUUUGCCGCCACGCGCCUCAUCGGCUCAAUAUCCCGAGAAAUCGCGCUCUACGCAUCCGUCUCCUCAGAUUGCUGCGUCAGAACCCCUCUAUCACGAGUCCCGGCGAAUGAGCUUCAGUGGGCCCAUCGGCCGGCCUAGUAGCCAACCACCUAACAAUGACUUUUCCUCACGUCCACCCGGUUACAGCCCCCUUUCGCGCCCGUCCACCGUCACGCAUGACCGAUAUGAAACUGGAUCACGUGCCGGGUCUGCCUAUGCAACCUCCGAUCACCAUACGCGAGAACCACCGACUCGUUAUGGGAGCAUAUUCGGAGACCGUCGCCCGGAAGAUACUGCGUCGAGGGACCGAGAGCGGGACAGGGAACGCGAAAGGGGACGUGAGAGAGACCGCAUGUUUCACGACGGAGAUGCCAAGGGAUCGCUGGGAAACACAACGCGCUUUGGAUCUCUAUACGGUGACCGCGAGCCAACCGCGCCUUACUCCAGUGCACCCGCGUGGGAGCAAAUUCGCUCUCAUCCGUCAUCGCCCGAAUCGAAGCGCUUCCCGGCGCCGGACUCGGGCCCGGGCUUUGGGUUUGGUGCCAUUCAGAGUUACACAAAGUCCUUGGGUUCUCAGCCAGGAGGUGCACGGCCAUCGUCCCUGUCGGUUCAAACCGGGCAGGGUCAGCUUUCUCCCACACAACGCGAAUCACCCUACGUCGCCAAAUCGCAGUCUCAGCCCGGGCGCCUGGGGCCCACGGCAUCGACAGCGCCCUCACUUGCGUUCCCCGCCGCCGAGGAGUUGAGUCGUCGUAAAGGUAGUGAAGAUCUUCUCCACCACCGCAACCUUCUCUCUCUCGGCGUGGAUGCCAAGCGUGGCGGGCGAGCCUCUCCGCUACCACAGGCUGUCCAGGGGGCCCAGGCCCCGUUCAUCGGCCCCUCCGGUGAGCCGGGGAUCAAGAAUGAAUUAGGACGGGUCUUUUCUGGCAUUGGGAGUGGUGUUGGCGGCGUGACCGCCGGAUCGUCCGGGAGUGGCCCGUCAACCCCUUUAAUUGCCAGUCCCUUUAAGCGUGACAGUCUCACUGGGCGCUCGAUCAAUGGUGACGCCGAAGAGGCGAAGAUUGUCCGACCAGUCUCGGCCACGAGUCAGCGACGAUCACGGAAACCCCGCGAAGAGGAAGUCCCCAGUGAGGAAGCAGUCUCAGGAUCUUCCACUCGAGGCCGCCGUUCCCGGCAUCUCCACCAUCACCAUCAUCAGUAUGAACCCCCUUCAAGCGGAAAUGCUCGCGAGUCCCCUUAUGAGUAUGUGGCUAACAACGAGUCUGCUAGUCAUCAUCACCACCGCCACAAGGGGGAUGAAGACAUCACCCCUGGAGGGCCUCAUCGGCCCUCAGCGAAUGCUCUAUCCGGUCGGACUUCCACGCCCGCCGAGCAUCCUGCUGGCCACCACCACCAUCAUCAUCACCACCAUCACCAUCACGUGGCUCGAUCGGCCGCGACCAUGCCGGCGUCUCCACUUCGAGAACCCCGGACGACUGUGAACCUUGAGCCCCUUCUCUCGAGCGUGGCGCAUCUUCCACGGUACCACCUCGGAUCUACACUGUACAAACCGCAGAUUGGCGUUCCGGGUGUGAAGGCGUCGUCGGAAAGCUCCAAAUUUGGCUACACGACCACCCCUCAUCCACUUCCUCGAUUCGACCAGCGGGAAAACUGCACUUUUACCGUUCGAGUCCCGCGGUUCCGCGUGGAUGCGGCUCGGCGCGAAGAGAUCUGCGCCCGUCGUGCCCUCUGGGGAACGGGCGUCUACACGGACGAUUCCGAUCCCGUCGCGGCUGCCAUCCACUCGGGGUACAUCCGCGGCGCUUGGGGUGACGAUGUUGAUGAAAGCAUGCUUGAUCUCGAGAUCAAGGACACGUAUCAACAUGCACCCCCGCCGUCUCCGGAAGAAGACGGUGGCAAACCGCGAUUGCCCCCCGUGCCCCCCGAAGACAAAGAUCUUCACGUCACCUUGCUCAUCUUGCCGCGUGUGGACCGAUAUGAAUCGACCGUCAUGUUUGGCCUCAAAUCCCGUGAAUGGACUGGUCGGCACGAUGGCCUGAGCUUCAAGGUCCACCGCGUGGAGUGGGUCGACGAAGGUGUUGGGCGCGGGGAAGAGCGAAGCGGCGAGGCCCGACGGAAGCGUCUGCGGACGCUGAUGCAGACCGGCCGCAUCUGUACGGGGCCCGCCAUGGCGAAACUAGAUGAGCUUCGACGCAGUGGCGUUCAGAUUCCCCGGUCGCUCAAAGAUCAGGGGCAGCCAACGCCCGUACCGCUGGUCUCCUAA